CAUCACUGCUUGUGUUGUAGCGUCGAGAGAAAAAAUAGUUUUUGUGCAGUUUUUUUUACAUCUUAAAUUAAUCUUUAUGUUUUAAUUAAUUAAUAAUACUCGAUAAGUUUUUAACAAUAAUAGAAUAAAAUGUUUAACACACAAAUGUAUUAUAAGUUUUCAAUAUUUACUUAAUAAAAAAAAAACUUCAAGAAAAGUCAGAACUUGCAAAACAAGAAAGAAAAAUCGAAGCCACUCAACUCGAGUCAAAAAAUUGAAGAAAAACAACAUGGUGGUUAAAUGCCUGCUAUGCUUAGAAUAUCCAACGAUACCGGGUCCAAAAUUUUUAGAAAUAUUUGGUGAGGAAGGCUUACGUCUAGAUAUAAGUGCGAUUAUUAACAAAUAUUUUUGGUUAAAGACAAACAGGAACUGUGAAGAUGUACAACAAAUAUGUAUGACAUGUUGGGAGGUAGUAAGAGAUUUCCAUAUACUCUAUCAGAGAGUAGAGGAAGUCCAUAAACAUAUAGGAGUCAAGACUAUAGUAUUGGACGAUCCGCUGCCUCAAGAUGUUAUGCUUAAGUCCGAAGAUGAUCCAUCUAUGGCCCAAGAUCCCAUUAUGGGCGAUAAUGGCAUGGGUGAUAAUGGCAUAUUCGAUCCGGAAGUGAAGGUAGAGGUGCACGAUUUGGAUUUGUUGCCACAAAUAGAAAUACUAGAGACUGCUAAUGUACCCGAUAGAGCUGCAAGAUCGAGCCGUCGUGGACGUCCUCCUGCUAGGGAUCAAAGUCCAAAGGUAGCGACAAAACGUAUUAAAAAAGAACAAUCUCCUGCGGCAGAGUCAAAUAUAGAUGUUUUCGCUUCAAACGAGAGUCUGGCUAAGGAUGGAUUAAACGAUUCUGGCUCGAUGGAAGACAUAAACUAUGCUUUAUUGUCAAAUUCAUUGGAUAAAUCAGAUAAAGAUGAUGGUACAAGUAAAAGAAGAGGUAGACCCCGGAAAACGGAAGUUGAAAAAACUAAAACAACUACGCCGCGCCUCAAACGCUCCAAGAAACAGCAGCUGCAGGCCUCAGAGACUGCCAUUAAGAACGAAAAAGAUGUGGAAGACCAACCAUCAUGUUCAACAGCACAACAGGCCAAUGCCGGCGAUGCAUCGGAGCCAAAAAUUAAAACUGAAAAUUCUACAGACGAGCAAAACUUUGAUAGCUUUGCCAUUACAGCUGAAAAUUUCGAUGAUGAUGAUGCCUAUGCUCAAGACGACUACGAUGAUGAUAACGAUAACUACAAUAAAGACUCUGAUGAUUCCUCCAACUCUGAGUCAGAGUCAGAUGCUUCGAACGGCUCUGACUGGGGCGAGGCUAAAAAGAAGAAAGAAAAGUUUGCCGUUAUCAUGAAAAAGGAACGCAAUGUCCCCAAGAAAUAUAAAAAGAGAGAAAAACCUUUGGUGGAACCCAAACGCAUGAGCCGCGAAGAAAUCGAGGCCCGUCAAGCCCAGCAGGCCGAGUAUGAUAACAUCAUAACGAAAUUCUUUGAAAAAAUCCGUUGUCCCAAGUGUGAACUUUUGGUGCACACAUUUGGUGAAAUGCGAGCCCAUUUCCGUUUGGAUCACAAUGAUGACCAUGGUUUUGUCGAAUGUUGUGGUCGCCGAUUUGCCACGCGCAAAUUUCUGGCCGAACACAUACUGGUUCAUUACAAUCCCGAACAUUUCAAGUGCAAAACAUGUGAUAAGGUCUGCCGUGACUCCACGCAACUGGAGGGCCACGAACAGUCACAUUUACCCAAUCCACCUCCAUCGAAAUACAAGAAAACGUUCCAGUGUGAAAAAUGCUCAAAAACAUUUUCCUCCAAAGCUUCGUUCGAACAUCACAUGGUGGCGAAACAUGUGCCACGAGAAGAAUUCAAAUUUGAAUGUCCUGAAUGUAAGAAAAAAUGUCCAACUGAAACAAAACUUAAAGAUCACAUGCGCAGUGUACACGAUCCCCAGAGGACAGUCAUCUGUGAUAAAUGUGGCAAAACAUUUAAAAGUACCUACAGUCUUAAAAAACAUCACGAACUGGAGCAUUCGGAUGUACCGAAACCAGCGCCCAUACCCCAACAAUGUGAAAUCUGUGGUGCCUGGCUAAGACAUUUGUCGGGCCUAAAACAACAUAUGAAAAACAUACACGAGGGUGUGCAGACCGAACAUCGUUGUCAGAUUUGCAAUAAAGUCUCAUCGACAGCCAGAGCUCUCAAGAGACACAUUUAUCACAAUCAUGAGUGUAUAAGAAAAUUCCAGUGCACCAUGUGUGAUAAGGCAUUUAAAAGGGCCCAGGACUUAAGGGAGCAUACAUCUGUGCAUACAGGCGAGGUGUUGUAUACAUGUCCUAAUUGUCCCAUGACUUUCUUUUCGAAUGCCAAUAUGUAUAAACACCGGCAACGUUUACAUCGAGCCGAAUGGGAGGCUGAUCGUAGUAAACCUAUACCACCAAAUAUUAUGAAACAAGCUAAACAGGGCAGUAAGUUUGUUAAAACAAAACGUACUCCCGGUGAAAUUACACCCUCUCAUUUGGUAACACCAAUGCCCAUCCUACCACCAUCUGCGGUAUUAAAUCCUCAAAUUUUAUAUGCAAACAUGACUUUGCAUUGAGUAAGAAAUGCAAUUGACCAGGGUGUUAAUUCUCGCAUUUGUAAUCGAAAUAAAUUUCGAAUGCUUUUUAGAUUUCGAGUAAAAAUUCUUUCGUUUUCGAAUACUCAAAAAUAAGGUAAUCCUCAGAAACGUUCGAAUAAUUAUAUGAAUGCGAGAAUUAGACCCCAGGACCGACCCACAUACAACACAAUGACACUUACAUUACAUACACUCAAAUGUACGUAAACACGAAUGUACAUUAUUAUAAAUUAUAAAACUACAUACCUACUUUAUUUAAAUACUAAUUUUUGUUUUAAAUGUUCAAAAUAAUUCCGAAAAAUAAAUCAUUUCAGUUGAUUACUUAUUUAA
Calliphora vicina (urban bluebottle blowfly) is the source of this 2947-nucleotide messenger RNA. Its product is annotated as zinc finger protein 37-like. Gene Ontology annotation, cellular component: nucleus. Gene Ontology annotation, biological process: regulation of transcription by RNA polymerase II. The coding region runs from base 269 to 2599 and encodes 776 amino acids. The record is from RefSeq and is a predicted model, not a curated record. The transcript is spliced from 4 exons. Gene Ontology annotation, molecular function: zinc ion binding; DNA-binding transcription activator activity, RNA polymerase II-specific; RNA polymerase II cis-regulatory region sequence-specific DNA binding. Lineage: Eukaryota; Metazoa; Arthropoda; Insecta; Diptera; Calliphoridae.